GAACCAGUCCCAGACCCCAACUCAGACACCCAGCCAGGUCCACCAUGAAGUCCACAGGGAGCGAACAGGGUGCCGUGCCGGACGGUUUCCCCUCCGACCUGGACGAACUGGAUAGCGGAAGCGAGGAGAGCUCCGACAACAAGUCGACGGGCGGCGGCUGUAGCCCCCAGGGAGGGGGCCGGGAGCGGGCCAGGCAGAGGGAGAGGGGGUGCAGCAGGCGUCUGCAGGGCAUUAGCAAACAGAGGCAGGCAGCCAAUGCGCGGGAGCGGGACCGGACCCACAGCGUGAACACGGCCUUCACCGCGCUGCGCACCCUCAUUCCCACAGAACCAGCCGACAGGAAACUGUCCAAGAUCGAGACGCUGCGCCUGGCGUCCAGCUACAUCUCCCACCUUGCCAACGUGCUGCUGCUGGGGGACGAGUGUUUGGAUGGACAGCCCUGUCUCGGGUACCACAGCAUCUUGCAGAGCAGCACCAACAUCAACAGCAGCAGCCCCCCGCUCAGGCCCAUAUGCACUUUCUGUCUCAGUAACCAGAGGAAAACGCUCAGAGAUGGAGGAAAGCACACAGCCAUCUGACAUGGGCACGCACUACUGUCAAGACAAGGACGCAACAAGCAACAAGGAUGUAUACCAAGUCACACGGAUGUUUACACGUACCUACGAGUGGGAAAAAAACGAUAUAACCUUGUACAUAUUUUUGCAAAAUCUUAGG
This is a messenger RNA of Salvelinus fontinalis (brook trout), 714 nucleotides long. RefSeq names its product basic helix-loop-helix transcription factor scleraxis. Gene Ontology annotation, biological process: developmental process; regulation of transcription by RNA polymerase II. The transcript has 2 exons. NCBI's taxonomy places the organism in Eukaryota, Metazoa, Chordata, Actinopteri, Salmoniformes, Salmonidae. Gene Ontology annotation, molecular function: protein dimerization activity; DNA-binding transcription factor activity, RNA polymerase II-specific; RNA polymerase II transcription regulatory region sequence-specific DNA binding. The record is from RefSeq and is a predicted model, not a curated record. The coding region runs from base 45 to 578 and encodes 177 amino acids.